Messenger RNA from Dendronephthya gigantea, 5411 nucleotides. RefSeq names its product interferon-induced very large GTPase 1-like. The transcript has 4 exons. The coding region runs from base 1808 to 5218 and encodes 1136 amino acids. Gene Ontology annotation, molecular function: GTP binding. The record is from RefSeq and is a predicted model, not a curated record. Lineage: Eukaryota; Metazoa; Cnidaria; Anthozoa; Malacalcyonacea; Nephtheidae.
AUACUACAGAUACUACAAUAUACCUCCAUGUUCAAAUUUUUUUAAAUAAUUGCAAUUGCCCAGAAGAUGUUUUCCUCAGCUGCGAAAGAAUGAACAAUGAAAAUGAAAAUCUGCUAACCUACAUAAGAUUACUCCUUUUAUUGCCAUUGGAAACUGGUUUACGAUCUGAUUCUAUGAGUCAGCCAGUUGAAAUUCCCACAUUUGCAUAGAAGAGACUGAUAACACAGUCAAAUUUACGCAGUGAUGGAUCAAUGGUGGAAAAGCCUAAAGGAUCUUUUUAGCAGUGUUAGUAGUCGACUGAGUGAUUCUGAAAACGAAUCAUCAGAAGAAUUUUUAGCAAGCGAUGACACAAUCUUCAACAAGUCAUCUCACCAGUCCUCAACAAGUCACGAGAAUUCGGAAAAGGGUGAGGAUCCCGAAACCACUGCAGCUAUUGAUCGUACUGAAUUAGAGGUUGUAGAGUUAAACGAGCUUAGCAUUGGACCUCGAGUGAGAGAAGCAGAAUACACUAAUUUAUUAAACUACCUUAACUUAAGCCCUGACGAUAAAUUUACUUUAAAAAAAGCUAGGAUGGUGGAUAACAACACUAUUAAUGAUAAAGCUUUAACAUCAAUUAAUGAAGUUCCUAAGUAUAUUGUUGAAAAAUUAAUGAUAGUUGAUUAUCAUGCACGAGCAUUUAAACUAAAACCGCGCGAUGAGAGCGUUAAGAAAGCUGCAGCAGCAACUUUUGAUGAAAGUGAUGAUGAAGACAGAGAGCAGGCAAUGGAAGACGAAAGACUAAAAGAAACAGUGAACCCUAUGGAUGCAUUUAUUGCCAUAUUUCAUUGCUCUGAUGAUUUUCUGCGUCAGGAUCUCGCUAUCAAAUUAUCUAGUUGUCAACUCAGCGUUCCUUUUCUCCUUCCUGAUCCUGUAGAACCUUCUGAGAAAAUCACAAUGUUGAUAUGGGCUUUAGAAGGAAUAAAGAAAUCAUGGAAAUCAGCAAGUAAGACCAGCGAGCGUCCAAAAGCUCAACAUGUCUUUGUUUUGGAACAUCCCUUUCCAGUUGUCACCUUUGUCCGUAUUGAAAAAAACGGAUUCUCCAAAUCCGUUCUGUUGAACAAGGUUAUAAGUGACGUAAAUGGAUAUCAUGAUUUCUUCUUCCACAAAGAUUGCAAAGGGGGCGGAGUUAAACGACAAAUCGUUGAUGGAUUGGUAGAACUGUGUUGGUACCUACCUGAAGAAAGAAAUAGUCAGGCAUUCCAAAAUGAAAUUUGCUUCGCGAACUUGAGAGGAGACGUUAGGAAUUUCAAGAAACAAUUGAGUGUCAUGACAAAAAUUUCAUCCGUCAUAUUCUUGAUUCUUCCGUCUGAAUAUCCAAAUGAAUCGACGAAUGGCAUUUUGAUCGAGAUGGCAAAAGCAGAAACCAAAUUUGUUCUUAUCUUCAAUGACAAGCCAAGAGAAGACGCGAAGCAAUAUUUUGAUGACUUCAAACGAAAACAUCGAGGUAGGUUUUCUUCCUUAAACAGGAGCGCACAAGCAAAUGAAGACGACUUCGUUGAAACUAUUCGGGAAAAAAUUCAAAGGAAUAUCAACACAUCCAAAGGCACGCCGUUGAAGGAAAUCAGUGCUACGUUGGCAAAUGAAUGUAACAUUUACCUCGACGAAGACUCUGAUAACAACUCUAUUUGGCGGGAAAGCAUAAGCCCGUGGAUGAACAUGGGUCCCAAAGAUGCUAAAAUGCAAUUAAAGUUACAGACUCAAGUCCCUGUGAUUGCAAGUUUAGAACGAGAGAAUUUUUGCCCAAAGCCACAGGCAAAUAAGUCUGAAAAUGAACGCAUUGACGACAAUUUUAAGAAGAAGAAGGAAGCAAGAGAUUCUCAAAAAGAAUCGUUUUUUUGAAAUGGAGAAAGAAAUACGCAGAUGUCUCAAUCGAAUAGCAGUGAUGAAUGAUGUCGAACGACGGUAUGCUUUGGCGAUAUUGAAACAUGAUCUAGAUAAGAUGUCUCUGAAUGUUAUAGGAUCCUUACAAGUACAAUACCGUGAUGUGUGGCUCAAGAUGCAGAAAAAGAAGAAACAAAAGCAACUGGAUAUCUCUGACGAUCGUUUCAUUUCGGAAGAAAAGGAACAUCUUAAACAAUUAGAAGAUACAAUUAUAGAAAGUUCGUUUGGUUUGGAACAUUUAAUUCGAGAAAUCGCCCAGAUGUUCGAACUUACAGAAAUCAGUCUGCUUAACUAUGCAGGAGCUGCUGCGGACAUGUUGCUUUCAGGACAGCCUCUUGAGCUGAUGGACGGUGAUUCCUCGUACAUUCCGCUAAAAUGGUUUAAUGCUGUAUACAGUAAACUUGCGCUUAAAACAAACAACGCAAAAAUCUUUGUAAUUUCCGUUCUAGGCAUUCAAAGUUCAGGUAAGUCGACGAUGUUAAACACAAUGUUUGGCUUGGAGUUUCCAGUCAGUGCAGGCAGGUGCACGCGUGGAGCUUUUGCCAGUCUUAUUCCAGUUAGUGAUUCUCUAAUGUCUUCGUCAAACUUUGAUUAUGUUUUGAUCAUCGAUACUGAAGGUCUUAGAGGAUCUGCAGAUCCAGAAGUUCGACAACAUGAUAAUGAAUUGGCAACGUUUGCAAUUGGCAUAGCUGAUCUCACUAUAGUCAAUAUCUUUGGUGAGAAUUACAAUGAUAUGAAAGAAUUCUUGGAAAUUGCCGUUCACGCCUUCUUGAAGAUGAAACUGGUCAAGGAAAAAAGAAUAUGUCAAAUUGUUCAUCAAAAUGUUGCAGCUGUUGAAGCCUCAGACGUUCUGGCGACUGAGCGCAUUUCUCUCAAAAAGAAACUGGAUGAAAUGGCCAAACUAGCUGCUAUUGAAGAAAACUGUGAAGACACGUUUCAAGAAUUGAACGAUAUCCUUUCAUUUGAUGAAAACGAUGACGUGUUUUACAUACCGAACCUUCUCCAAGGAAGUCCACCAAUGGCACCGAUGAAUCCUGAUUAUGGAAGAGCUGUUCAAAGAGUAAAGGAAAAAAUUAUUUCAUUAAUGUGUUCACCAGAACGCUCUCAUCAUCCUAUUUCUCAGUUUAAAAAGCGUGUCUGUGAUCUCUGGAAGGCCAUCCUACGCGAAAAUUUCAUUUUUAGCUUUCGGAACACAAUCGAGGUGCGCGCUUAUACAUCUUUAGAUCAAAAAUAUUUUGAGGAAUCCAUGAAAAUAGUGACUGGCAUGACCGAACUUGAAAAAAAAAUUCAAGUAUUAUUAAUGAGAGGUUCAGCAGAGGAUCGAGAAGAUAUUUGGUCUGUCGGUAAAAUGGAGAUUAGAGAACGAGGAGAUGAACUUGGCAAAAAAAUGGGGAAAGCUAUGGAAGAUUUCUUCGAAACGAAUGAAGACAAGGCAACUCUUGAGCAAUGGAAAGAAAAUAUCAUGAAUAAAAUCAAUUACCUUAUGGAUUGCCAGAUCACAGAGGUCAUGAAAAAUUGCAAAGCUAGUUUUCUUUAUUGGCAAAACCGACAGGAGGUGGACAUAAAGAAACAAACGUGUGAAAACGAGUUACUUGCAAAGGCUAGAAAGUUUAUUUCCUCAGUUGAAGAUACAGAUGAUGUGGAAAAGUGCGCUGCUAAAUUCGAGCAAGAAUGGCAACAUUGGAUUGAAGAUGUUCAACCAUGCAUCGACAAACGUGUUGACGUUAAUCGAGAAAUGAUGAUUGUCCUACUUCACACAGACGGUAGGCUGACUGGAAAAAUGAAAGAAAAAUACAACGCACAAGGAUGCAAUUUGUUGAAUUUUAGGAACAUUUGCCCAUCCAUUCAGAAUCAGCUUCAAGUAGGUGGUUUAGAAAGAUUUCUGCAAAUGUUUCGAAAUAAUCCGCAGCUGGUUAUGGAUGCAGAGAAAAUCCGGGAUGAUGCGAUAAAUGCAGCAUUUAAUUUUGUAAGCGAGACAUCGAAGUCAGGUGUCAGAUGCAGACCUGCUGAUUUGAAACGGAUGUACUUUCUUGUUAUCUCCACAAUUAAAGAUUUAACAAAAAAUCAUAAGUUUAAUUUUCCCUACAGCUUGUUGUGUGAUACGUUACUUUUCGUCUUUGCCAAUACGUACAACGAUUUCUGUCAGAUGGAAGAACGUUACAUCCAGGAGCGGGACAUAAGAGGAGAUCUGGAGAGAAAUUUGCGACCAUCCCUCGAAAAAUAUUUCUUAAACACGUGUAAAGAGAUGAAAAAAGAAGUGCUUGCUGCCACUUUGAUGGUAGACGUUCUUCAAAAGGCAAUCGAGUCUGAUUUGAAUAAAAGCAUGGGAUCAGCAGUUGCUGGGGAAAUCCUGAAAAAAAAUGAAUUCCAAAGUAAAGGACAGUUUCAUGCAAGUGUACUAAUUCAACUUGGAGAGGAUUGCCAGUUUAAACCCUACACAGAGUAUCUUUUAAACCCUGUCAAGUUUCUCAAAGAUAAGUUAAUUGAAUCCAUUGAAUACUAUUGCCUCACUAAUGCAGACAACUCAGUUAACUUACUUCUUGAAAAUGAGGUGAGAAGAAUCCAGGAACAAGUGAUUGCGGCCAUUUUAUCCUCAAACAGAAGAGUGGGAUCGUCCCAGGGAGCAACGUUUUCUUUCUGGAUAGAGAACUUUGUUGAUAGCUGUUCGACGCUCGAGAUUACCACAGAAAUGUUCGCUGUCGCAGCAAUUGAUAAUGAUUUAAAAGAUUUUGAGAUGUUUGAGAGUCAGGCCAUUAAAUUGGUAAAGGAAUUUUUACAGCUUUUAAUCGACCGAGGUGUGAAUCAGAAAUUUUACAAAGCAUGGAAUCCAACACCUCAUUCAAAAUUACUCGAUAUGAUGUUCGGCUGUCAGGAGUGUUGUCCAUUCUGCAAGGGUUUAUGUGAUCAAACCGUUCGAAAUCAUGCGGGUGGACACUCAACAAGGAUUCACCGUCCUCAGGGAAUAACUGGUUAUAGAAAUGUACACACGAAUAUUUUAGUAACUAAAAUAUGCACAACCUUGGUUGAUAGCGACGGCUCAUUCAAAAAUGUGGAUACAUCUGAUCAGUGGCAUCGUUAUAAAGAGUACCAAACAGUUAACGACUAUUACAAAUCCUGGGCAAUUCCACCUGACCAAUCUUUUGAGGCAUCCGCAUAUUGGAAGUGGUUUAUUGCGACAUACGCAAACGAGCUAGCGACUUACUAUAGUGCAGAACCACCAGAGGUGCCUCUAGCAUGGAAAAACAUUUCUUUUGACGAAGCAAAGCAGCAACUUCGUGAAGAAUUUAACCUAGUAUAAUUUAUCUAGCUUCACCUAACCUUUCAUAAUACAAAUAAUUAUCAGUACAUCAAUAUAUGGUCAACCUUUCGCUUCUUUUCCAAAUUUUUAAAACAUUGCUAAGCAUAUAUAAGAACUGGCAUAAUGUAUAUAGCUAACCUAAAAUACAGGGUGUCCCAAAAAAAAAGCAACCACUUAAAUAUGCAGAACAUUA